Molecule: messenger RNA, 893 nt
Organism: Carlito syrichta (Philippine tarsier)
Lineage: Eukaryota; Metazoa; Chordata; Mammalia; Primates; Tarsiidae
Gene: B2M
Product: beta-2-microglobulin
Exons: 4
Coding region: 30-386 (118 amino acids)
Biological process (GO): positive regulation of T cell activation; peptide antigen assembly with MHC class II protein complex; antigen processing and presentation of exogenous peptide antigen via MHC class II
Cellular component (GO): MHC class II protein complex; MHC class I protein complex
Molecular function (GO): MHC class II protein complex binding
Source: RefSeq, a predicted model, not a curated record
UUUCUGCUGUGGACCGAGCUGUGUUCGCGAUGUCUCGCCCCGUGGCCUUGGCCCUGCUGGUGCUUCUGUCUCUGCUUGGCCUGGACGCUGUCCAGCGUCCUCCAAAGGUUCAGCUUUACUCACGUUACCCAGCAGAGAAUGGGAAGACCAAUUUCUUGAAUUGCUAUGUAUCUGGGUUUCAUCCACCCGAGAUUGAGGUUGACCUGUUGAAGAAUGGAGAGAAGAUGGAGGUGGAACAGUCAGACUUGGCUUUCAGCAAAGAUUGGUCCUUCUAUCUCCUGACCCACAGUGAGUUUACCCCUUCUGACAAAGAUGAAUAUACCUGCCGUGUGAAGCACAUCACUCUUCUACAACCCAAGACAGUUAAGUGGGAUCCAAACAUGUAACCAGCAUUGUUGCAGAGAUUUGAAGAGGCCUCAUUUGAUCUGGACUAAUUCCAAAUCCUCUUUUCUUUCUUUUUAAUAAUGAUAUCAAAAUAUACACUUGUAUACUUUAUACACAAAAUUUAGGAAGUUAUAGUGAUGUUAACACAGACAUCAUCUUUUAGUUCUACUUUGGAUCGGUGGUAUCUGUCAGGUUGCACUAGAGGAACUAACAACUUAGAAGUGGGGAGGAGAGAAUUCUCAUGCCUAACAUCAACAUCUUGGUUAAAUCUGAAUUCUUCAGUCUCUUCUGCAUGUGAAGCUUGAUAAUUAGGAUAGUUAUGCAUGUUCAAGUUAAUUUCCAAUUUGCUUACUGUGCUUGUAGAAAUGUAAGUGUUAGAUUAUUAGAAAUUCGUUAUAAUGAAUGAAACAAAAUUCAUAUUUAUCUCUUAAAUCUGUUAAAGACAGACAUGGUUGCACAAAUUUUGAUCUCGUUUUUGUUUCAAUAAUUAAACCAUUCAUAAAGCUUGA